GUCGCUGUUAUUCGUGGAGACUCCAAGAUCUCCGGCACUGUCACCUUCGAGCAGGCCGACGAGAACACUGCCACCACCAUCUCGUGGAACAUCACUGGCCACGACGCCAACGCCGAGCGUGGCUUCCACGUCCACCAGUUCGGUGACAACACCAACGGCUGUACUUCCGCUGGCCCUCACUUCAACCCCUUCGGCAAGACCCACGGUGCCCCCGAGGAUGCCGACCGUCACGUCGGUGACCUGGGUAACUUCAAGACCGAUGCCGAGGGUAACGCCGUUGGCUCCAAGCAGGACAAGCUGGUGAAGCUCAUCGGUGCCGAGAGCGUCCUGGGCCGGACCCUGGUCGUUCACGCCGGUACCGAUGACCUCGGCCGUGGUGGCAACGAGGAGUCCAAGAAGACCGGUAAUGCUGGUGCUCGUCCCGCCUGCGGUAAGCCUGUCCCUUCCCAGACCGAUGGUCGAGGCCGACGCUGA
Molecule: messenger RNA, 474 nt
Organism: Aspergillus heteromorphus CBS 117.55
Lineage: Eukaryota; Fungi; Ascomycota; Eurotiomycetes; Eurotiales; Aspergillaceae
Gene: sod1
Product: superoxide dismutase SOD1
Exons: 2
Biological process (GO): removal of superoxide radicals
Molecular function (GO): copper ion binding; superoxide dismutase activity
Source: RefSeq, a predicted model, not a curated record